AUGGCGGUCAACAUAGAUAGCGUGGGUGCCGCUUCUCCUGCACUACCGCGAGCCCGAUGGAAGUACCUGGACAAGUUCCUGACCCGGACCGGUCCUUUUACGGACGAUGAGACCUUUAUGGUCGGUGAACAGGUUAUAAAUUACCUGGACGGCCUCAAAGUUCUGGUCAUCGGAGCCGGCGGACUCGGCUGCGAAAUCCUCAAAAACCUCGCCCUGUCUGGCUUCAAAGACAUCCAUGUAAUUGAUAUGGACACGAUCGAUGUUAGCAACCUAAAUCGACAAUUCCUCUUCCGGCAAGCAGACGUAGGAAAAUUCAAGGCCGAAACAGCCGCAGCCUUCGUUGAAAAGCGCGUGAAGGGCGUCCAGAUCACUCCUUAUUGCGGGAAGAUCCAGGACAAGAAUGAAGCCUAUUACAUGCAGUUUGCACUCAUAGUGUGUGGACUAGAUAGCAUCGAGGCCAGGCGCUGGAUUAAUGCGACGCUGGUUGGAAUGGUCGAUGAAAAUAACCCGGAUAGUAUGAAGCCGCUAAUCGACGGUGGAACAGAGGGCUUCAAGGGACAGGCGCGCGUCAUCUUCCCAACUAUGACUUCUUGUAUUGAAUGCCAACUCGAUAUGCAUGCCCCUCGCGCGGCCGUCCCGCUCUGCACACUCGCCACCAUUCCACGCCAGCCACAGCAUUGCAUCGAGUGGGCGCACAUCAUUGCCUGGGACGAAGAGCGUAAGGACAUCACGCUUGAUACCGACGACCCAGAACACAUCACCUGGCUCUAUCAAAAAGCCCUGACUCGCGCAAAAGAGUUCAACAUCGAGGGUGUGACAUAUAGUAUGACCCAAGGUGUGGUGAAGAAUAUCAUCCCGGCGAUUGCGAGCACGAAUGCGAUUGUUGCGGCGAGCUGCUGUAAUGAGGCGUUCAAGGUCGCAACGAAUGCAAACCCGUUCCUUGGAUAUCCUGAGCAAGACAACUACAUGAUGUAUACUGGGGACGAUUCCGUAUAUACGUAUACAUUUGAGCAUCAGAAGAAGGAUGACUGCCCGGUGUGCGGUGCUGGCAACAUCGCUAGGCCGCUACAGGUCAAUCCGAACAUCACGCUGCAAGAGUUCAUCGAAGGCCUGGCGGAGAGGCCUGAAGCUCAACUCAAGAAGCCCUCGAUCCGCACAGGGGAGAAGUCACUCUAUAUGCAGCUUGCUGGCCUAGAAGAACAGACGCGCCCUAAUCUGGUAAAGAAGAUGAUUGAUCUCGUCGAGGAGGGAGAGGAGCUACUUAUCACAGAUAAGUCGUUCCCCACGCAGUUCAAGUACAAGGUCGUCUUCUCGAAGUAG
Messenger RNA from Cucurbitaria berberidis CBS 394.84, 1320 nucleotides. RefSeq lists its product as uncharacterized. Gene Ontology annotation, biological process: protein neddylation. Gene Ontology annotation, cellular component: nucleus; cytoplasm. The transcript has 5 exons. Gene Ontology annotation, molecular function: NEDD8 activating enzyme activity. NCBI's taxonomy places the organism in Eukaryota, Fungi, Ascomycota, Dothideomycetes, Pleosporales, Cucurbitariaceae. The record is from RefSeq and is a predicted model, not a curated record. Bases 1 to 1320 code for a protein of 439 amino acids.